UUUCGGAUCCGAUUGUCAAUUUCUUACUCAGCAGAUCAACGUAAACUCAUUGCAGACGUUUAUUUUCUUCGAAUUCGGGUUCCAUUCCGGUCGGUCCUCUGCAUCCAGAUCCAAAAUUUUAUCGUUUGAUUGAUGCUUCGAUAUAAUCGUUGUAGCAAGGCAGUAGGUCUAGGAGGUCCUGGAAUGUGCUGGAUAGAAUUCCAUUGGUACAUAUGUAUUACAAAGCCGACGACGAAGCGGAUGUCCAAGCACGUAUACUUGGAGAAAUAUUCCCCCCCUUGGUUUCUGGACAAUGGUACUACCUGGUACUACAUAUGAUUGGUAGACCAACCAAAAAGUGGAAUCUGCCGGAAUUAUGCAUACAUGAUACACGCGUAAUCCAGGGCUUGGCGUACAUUACAAUGACAUUUUCGUCGAUGUUCUCAGAUGUUCUACAUAUGUUGUGUCUGCAUUCGUUGAAUGAAAUCCUGCGCUAUCCUGCGCAUUCUGCGCGAUGCGCAGCCUAUAUACAACGCUCAGUAGAUAUGCAUCUACUCGGGAAUCAUCCAUCAGCAAGCCUUGUAUGCGUUGAUCAAGCAGAUUGUUGGAUGAAUAAGGCCGGAAAAGGUCGGAAAAUAGGUUCUAUGUUAGUGACUAAGCAACUAUAUAGGUGGUGGCAGAACCAGACGAAGCCAGACGAACGCGAUAGGUUCUUGGCUGAUUUUGCCGUCUCAUUUUUUCCCUCCAAAUCGCCGUAUAUUGCCGCGCUCUUAUCAUCAAUGUAUCUAAAACCUCGUCGCUUGGACUGCAAAGUCAAAGAAGAGAACAUUGAAUGUUCAACGAUCAACGAUCACGUCCGACCUUAACUCGGGUCAGCUCGGGUCCCGUUCCCGUCGUACGAAUCGUGAUACAAGUAUGUAGCGGAAGCGUU
Molecule: messenger RNA, 910 nt
Organism: Lentinula edodes (shiitake mushroom)
Lineage: Eukaryota; Fungi; Basidiomycota; Agaricomycetes; Agaricales; Omphalotaceae
Exons: 2
Coding region: 213-845 (210 amino acids)
Source: RefSeq, a predicted model, not a curated record